UUGCUUUUCUCGUCGGUAGCGCAGAGACCAAUAAAUUGAUUCAAAUUUCCAAAUUCAAAUAUAGUUAAUACUCUUGGAACACACCCAACAAACAAUAACCGAAAUCAUUAAAAGCCAUGGAGGAUGACCUCGAAUUUCUUAUCAACGCCCUGUCGGUACCAAACACUCCACUGACCGAGCCCUACGAUGAGUUGCAGCUUCUUGAGAUGCGUGAAUCCUUCAAGACGCUGCAGAAGCUCCUGCGGCGCAGUUCCCUUCCCGUGGAGGCGAGUCUGCGUUCCAUGCCGAGAUCGAAAGCUGGAGGACAAAUAGAUGCAUUCCCAUCCAUGCUGGCUCUUGUGGACAAGGAUUCCGAGAGGGCCAGCGAUCAGGUGUGGAACUCGGCGGACAGCGGAGCCCGCUCGUCGCCCAUCAUUUCGGAGUGCGGCCUGCGGGAUUGGGGAAAGGAGAAUCCUUCCGCCGAUAUUGGAGACAGGGCACUGGUGCCCUACGAGGAACUGUGCAAUGAGCGUAGCAGCUCGGAUACCACAAUCACCAGCCGGAGCUUCGCCUCGUCGGGAAUCUCGAUUAGCAUACCUGUUCAUUUGGUAUGGAACAACAAAGACUUUAAUCAGCAGAGCACGGACAGUGAAACCACAAUAAGAGCGGACGGCUGCAGAUACAGGGUUAAAAAUUAAGCCACGGUCUACCAUAGUAGUUUUCAAAAUUGGAGUAAGAGGAUUGAUGUUUCACGCAUAUUUAAUGCAUGCUAAAUAAAUGGUGAAUAAAAUUCAAAUGAUUUUA
Drosophila erecta is the source of this 783-nucleotide messenger RNA. RefSeq lists its product as uncharacterized. Bases 117 to 677 code for a protein of 186 amino acids. The transcript has a single exon. NCBI's taxonomy places the organism in Eukaryota, Metazoa, Arthropoda, Insecta, Diptera, Drosophilidae. The record is from RefSeq and is a predicted model, not a curated record.